AUGAAACCAAAUGGAAUAGUCCUUCCGGAUCGGCCACCGCACAUUGAAGGCAUGAAUCCACCUUACCAGAUCGGGGACAGGAUCAACGUUACAUGCACAUCGGGUCCCUCAAAACCUGCCGUCCAACUCAAGUGGAUCAUCAAUGGAAUAGAUGUAGCACCGGAUUUCGAGAUCCGUUACCCCCAGAUACGUCAUUCGGGUGGAUUGCAAAGCACGAAAAUAGGAUUAGAAUUUGAACUGGAUCCAAGUCAAUUCUGGCAAUCGGAGAUGCAACUACGCUGCAUGGCAUCUAUAGCGCAAGUAUACUCGAGUAACAGUGAAGAACUGGUAAUCGGAGACAGAGGCACUGACAUCGUUCCUUACCAUAUAUCCCAUACCGCUCCGGGUCAACACGGGCCAAACAUUAAGGGAAACCUUCCAUGGUACGAUGUGGGUGACAUCGUAGACGUAAACUGCAGCACAGUUUAUCCCGCCGAAUUGACGUGGUACGUUAAUGACUACGAGGCUCAACCGGACUACGUGAUCAAAUAUCCUGUCAGAAAAAAGCCCAAUGAACCCGACAUGUCAGUUUUGGGACUAAAAAUGAGAAUAGAACAUUAUCAUUUUAGGAGUGAUGAAUUGAGGCUCAAGUGUACGGCCACUCAAUACAAAAUGAUCACUUCUAGCAGCGAAAAGAUAUUAAGGAGCGGAAACCAGCAAAACAGUGGGUUUCACGCCAUUGAAAAUACUGGCUCAGGCAGUUACUACCGACAUAUCAGGUGGUGGGCACUACAAACUCUAGUUAUGACCAUGAUUAAACUGUCCAGUUCAGUGUACCACUGAUUAAGUCUGUGAUCAACCAGUAGCCUUCAUGGAAACAAGGACAGCCGGCCAAUUGGAUCAUUGGUGAGAUGUCAGAAGUGCCGUGAAGUAGCCAUGUGUUGGUGGACCCACAUGCCGGCAUAACGUAUGCAAAUUCGUGUUUCAAACUCUGUACAUACGGGACAGUGUUUAUAUUGUGCACGAUCCAUAUCACGUGGUUUGUGUGCAAUCGGAUAAUCAAGAAAAUUCCAAUAUUUGGACGGUCCAUAGGGGGUCGAAGGUCAAAGGCAGGUGGUGAUAGCGUUCGGGGUCCGUUUAUUGAACUAUGCACUUUGAUUAUUCAACCCGAUAAACGUACAGUUUUGCAUAGUUUGUGUUCUCCGUUCCUCAAAAAAAUAGAACUAGAACUCAAAGUUGGAACGGAAGAAAAACUCUUCUCCUUCAAGGAAUGCUUGAUCCUAGCACCACCUGUUAGCCUCGGAUAUGUAAAUAUAUAUAAAUAAAUAUAUAUAUAUAUAUAUAAAUGAAUUUACAAAAAACUGAAAUGUGUACCGAUAAGGUCUCAACUGCAAGGUACAAUCAUCUUGUAGAAGCGUUGACAACUUGUAAAUCCAGGUUGCAGCCCUAGAUGCCCUUCACAGUUCUUUGUAUCCCUCCUUAUCGAUGGCGUACAAAAAAACUUGGUACAGUAAAUGUACAGUUCUGGGACAUUUUUUGUUUUCACCAUCUCGCAAUUUUUCGAGAAUCAUUCCUGUGAUGCGCCAGAUUUAUCAAAUAAAUCUUACUGCGUCGCCGAAUUUCUUACCUGAAGGAGAAAUUCAUGUUAUUUUUGCCAAUAACUGUAUUAUUUUCA
Messenger RNA from Centruroides sculpturatus (bark scorpion), 1654 nucleotides. RefSeq lists its product as uncharacterized. The record is from RefSeq and is a predicted model, not a curated record. Lineage: Eukaryota; Metazoa; Arthropoda; Arachnida; Scorpiones; Buthidae. The transcript has 6 exons. The coding region runs from base 1 to 822 and encodes 273 amino acids.